AUGCAUAUCUCACGUUGUUUACAGAAGCUGAGAUCACGACCGGUUGAAAACUGCCUAGGAGUGAUCCCAUUAGAGAAGUUGGAAGAUACUCUCGCAGACUUAUUUGCUUUGUCGGACGGCGAAAACUCCGAAGACGACAAUGAGAGUGAUGAAGACGAGAAUGAAGCAGUUUUCUCAUCAUUUACCAGUACAGCACCUGAGGAUAUUUUAUUUGGAUCUGGUCUGAAUGAAUCACAGCCAACAACAUCAACAGUUUCGAUCCUUCCGUCAUCUUCUAAUAUGGAUAUAUCUGCCACACAUGAUAGUAUUACAGUUACACAAGCUGAUGACACGGAUAACUCGGAAGACAGUUCAGAAAAUAACUCGGAAGAUGAUGGCGAUGAAGAGUGGAAAAAAGUGCAAUUUCCACACAUCCCGCCUACUGAGAAAUUUGAUGAAAUUUUACUGCGACCAUCACAGUUUUUUCCUAAUCGAAAGAUUGCUAAUGUUAUGACAGUGAAGAGAUUUAAAAAGAUUUUGGCAAAUUUACACCUAAACGACAACAGUCAAAUGCCCAAGAGAGGUGAAGAAGGAUCGUACAAACUUGCCCAAACUUAUAAAAAACCAAAAAAAAAGAAAGAUGAACCUAAACCGCCUCCUCUGGUACUAGCUAAAGGAGAGUACAAAUGGCGAGUCAACCAGAACGUCGCAUUUUUUGUAUGGAAAGAUACUAAAUUGGUGUAUGUAUUGAGUACUGCUUAUCAUCCCCGUCAGAAAACAACAUGUAGAAGAACGCAGAAGGAUGGUUCGAAGUCUGACGUUUCUUGUCCCAUAGGAAUCCUGGAGUAUACCAAAAGAAUGGGAGGAGUUGAUAGAUUUGACCAGAAGAGAGGUACAUACUCCAUCGCAAGACGUAGUAAGAGAUGGUGGAUGCGAAUAUUUUACUUUUUGGUUGAUUCUGCCAUUACAAAUGCCUAUAUAAUAUACACCCAAAAUGACAGAGUGCACAACCCUAUGACCUCCUUGCAUUUCCGCACCGUGCUCGCACGUAACCUGAUAGACAACUUCAGCUCCAGGAAAAGGACUGUGGCACAAUCGACCAACUUUGUAGCUAAAAAACCAAAAGGGCCAACAAGUAGACAGAAGGCCAUUCACGGAAUACCUGAUGAACUGAGGUUGAAUGAUGUGGGGUCUCACAUGCCAAUGGAGCUACCCAAAUACAGAAGGUGCAGAGCAUGCAGCAGCAAAAACCUUAACAAAACAUCCAAAAUACAGUGCACAAAAUGCCAAGUUCCAUUGUGCAUUGUACCAUGCUUUGCUCAGUUCCAUACACCCUGA
Parnassius apollo (apollo) is the source of this 1317-nucleotide messenger RNA. The record is from the annotation of a GenBank genome assembly. NCBI's taxonomy places the organism in Eukaryota, Metazoa, Arthropoda, Insecta, Lepidoptera, Papilionidae.